AUCCAGUAUACUAUGGUGUGAGACACUAUAAUGGCUGGCCGGAUUCCUCUGGUUUUGCUGGCCUGUGUCUCCUUCAACCCCAUUACCCACCAGCACAUGGAGCUGUUCGAGCUGGCUAGAGACCACAUGCACCAGACGGGUCUGUAUCGUGUGGCGGGUGGGAUUGUAUCUCCUGUCGGUGAUGACUAUGGUAAACAGGGUCUUGUUGCUUCGAAACACAGACUGGCUAUGUCAAGACUUGCCCUGCAGAGCUCUGACUGGGUUUCUAUAGACGACUGGGAGAGCCAGCAGGAGGACUGGAGAGAGACUGUGUAUUGCUCCCCUACAGUGGUUCCUCAGCUGAAGCUGCUUUGUGGAGCAGAUUUCAUGGACACGUUUAAGGUGCCUGGUCUGGUGGGUCGCUUUGAACUGGUCUGUGUGAGCCGAGGUAGCCUGCAGCCAGACCGGGCUAUACAUGAGUCCGACUUAUUGUCCAGGCACUGGCGGAGCAUCUGUCUGGUUCGGGAGUGGGUCCACAAUGAGAUCAGUGCUACAGAGGUCCGACGAGCCCUAUGGAGAGGCCAGAGUGUAAAAUAUCUCUUACCAGACUCAGUUAUUGAUUACAUAAGAGAGCACAAGACCGAACAAAGACGUUAAACUAUGACCUCUUGUCAAGCAUACAAUACAAGACUGAUGCAUAAGAAAUAGCCCCCAGUGGUCUUAGUCAUAAGUAGUAGCAAAAUAUGUAUCAAAAGAAUCACUUUUCAUAUAGAAGAUGCGAAAGCAGUUGUAGUGGAGUUGCAUAUUUUUUCUUGUGUGAAAUGAACGUUAUCCAUGACCAUGUUUUCCUAGUGUAAUGUGUGGAGAGGGAUUUAGGAAUUUAUCCUGUCUCUGCAGGAGUUAGAUUUGCCAGAUCACUGCAGAGCUGUAGGUCUAUGUUCGGCAGGCCUGGGAUUUGUUGACUUUUCCUGAAUGUCACAAGGAAGAUAAAUAACAGAGCCUUUACACUUUGGAUAGUAAACAUUGUUUCUUCCAUUUCCAUUUCCAUUUGCACAGAAAGCGUCAUUCAUGUUGUCAGAUCACUAAAGAUGUUUCAUUAAGCUUUGUCAGUGGGGGGGGGGGGGUGAGUUUCAGACAAAAUAAAAUAGAAGAAUGUA
Messenger RNA from Carassius carassius (crucian carp), 1136 nucleotides. Its product is annotated as nicotinamide/nicotinic acid mononucleotide adenylyltransferase 3-like. The record is from RefSeq and is a predicted model, not a curated record. NCBI's taxonomy places the organism in Eukaryota, Metazoa, Chordata, Actinopteri, Cypriniformes, Cyprinidae. Gene Ontology annotation, molecular function: nicotinamide-nucleotide adenylyltransferase activity; nicotinate-nucleotide adenylyltransferase activity. Bases 31 to 636 code for a protein of 201 amino acids. Gene Ontology annotation, cellular component: mitochondrion. Gene Ontology annotation, biological process: NAD+ biosynthetic process. The transcript is spliced from 3 exons.